AUGGCUGAUCGUAACCAGAACGACAUUGGCUCCGAUAUGGACUCGCAGAUUCCCCGCAAUCCUUCUGUGGCCGUAACAGUCCCGGACUCCGACAAGGCUAUGCUCAACCACAUUUUACGUAUGACUGAUGCCGCAAGCAACUUUCAAUCUAUCGUAAACCCAGUACAAGCGCCUCCCCUCCAACGCGACCAUUUUUUGGAGGUGCAGCACAUCGUCGACAUUGUCCUCGGUCGUUACGGGACAGUUUGGUAUAAUCUCGCUCAAGGUCUAUUCAUUGAUUUGGCCACGUUCGUAUCUGAACAUCGCAACCUGUUCGCUAUCAAUGACAACUUGAACCAACAAAAGAAGCUUAUCCCAUGGGCGAACUAUCCGAAUGACCCACUUAUUCGGAACUACUUUACCUUCCAGACUAACGAGAACCGAACGGUCGAACAGUCUGUCAGAGCGCUCGUGAAUGACAUGGCGAACAGACAGAGUAAUUUCAGUGAGUUGACGCGUUAUGUUGGACAGCAGAUCAAAGCAAAAUUCGGGUGGUAG
Molecule: messenger RNA, 537 nt
Organism: Marasmius oreades (fairy-ring Marasmius)
Lineage: Eukaryota; Fungi; Basidiomycota; Agaricomycetes; Agaricales; Marasmiaceae
Exons: 4
Coding region: 1-537 (178 amino acids)
Source: RefSeq, a predicted model, not a curated record